Messenger RNA from Arachis ipaensis, 1147 nucleotides. It is a transcript of the gene PUX1, whose product is annotated as plant UBX domain-containing protein 1. NCBI's taxonomy places the organism in Eukaryota, Viridiplantae, Streptophyta, Magnoliopsida, Fabales, Fabaceae. Gene Ontology annotation, molecular function: ATPase binding. Gene Ontology annotation, biological process: protein-containing complex disassembly. The record is from RefSeq and is a predicted model, not a curated record.
GCUUAAAUUGCUUCAGAAUAUAAUUGUCGCUUUAAACUAUAUAAACUAUACUUUUUUCCCUGUGCGAAAAGUGUACGCGUGUGACGAACAAAACUCAACAUAUCCGAGGAAGAGAAGAACAAUCAAUUGUGAUUUCGUUCUCCACUUCACUCCUCCAAGUCUCUGAUGGUCAUUGAUGCCUUGUCUCCACUGAAUCCUAAGCGGAGAAGGUUCACCAACGCUUAUUCCAUGGCCAAUCUUGCAGAUAUGAAUGAAAGGUUUGGGCGAGAGAUUCGUGUUUUUGAAACGUCACCAGUUUCUCCAUCAUUAAAUGCUGCACCAAGCAACGAAGGAGAUGAGACAGAUGACUUCUAUGAGUUCACCCCAGAAGACUAUUACCGACUUCUAGCUACUAAAAAGGAAGAUAAAUUAUUGAAGACUCGAAAAAUCCGAGAAGCAGAAGAGGCAGCUCGUAGGUCAAGAAUAACGAAGGCUGUAAUUCGAGUUCGUUUCCCUGAUAAUCACACAUUGGAGGCUAACUUUCACCCAUCAGAAACCAUCCAGAAUUUAGUUGAUCUUGUGACUAAAGUGAUUGCGCAGCCGGAGCAGCCAUUUUAUUUGUAUACCACACCGCCUAAGAAGCUGAUCAAAGACAUGUCUCAGGAUUUCUACACUGCUGGUUUUUGCCCUGGUGCCAUUGUGUACUUUUCGUACGAGGUUCCAAAAGGUGAUAACACUCUCGUUGGCUCCUACUUGAGUGAAGAUAUCAUGGCCUUGAAGGAUUUACAUGUAUCUGCUGAUCAAGGUCAGCAAUCACAGCCUGUGCAAGUGGAACCAGAGUCUGUAGUGGCACCACAACCUCCUCCUGUCGAAGAGCGAAAACCGGCUGAGAAAAAGCUUGUUAAACCAAAGUGGCUAAAAAUGUGAUAUCAUUGUUCCAUACUUGCCAUGGUUGUUUCUAUAGGACAAUUCACUUAUGCUUAAUUUUAUACCAUGUAUAGUGGUUGUUCAUUCUGGUCUUCUGAAGAUACUUUUUUAUGCCAUGUUUUACUUUCUAGUCUUGGUAUCGGUUGGGUAUAUGGAUCUUAGUCAAGUGUAUCAUGCUAAAUCCAAUAGUAUGCAGCAUAGUUGUUUCAUCUCUUUUAAUUCACAGUAUACCUUUCCUUAC